GUUUGGAUAUGUCAGUGUCGCGAAGUGUGCAACAAUGGCGCAGCAGUCCGUGCUGUCGUAGUGCUUUACUCGAUUCUUUUUGCUAUUCAUAACUGUGCGCAUAAGAGCACGACUCGUUCACCGGUUGUUGCCACUAGUUCGUAUGCCAGUGCGUCGUGUGGGCUUCGGCUGGGAACCGGUUCUCUGACAUUUUGAAUGUAGAACAGUGCUGGCGACGGUUUGUGGGCGGACUCCGUGCGAGUUUACGUUUGCCAUCCUUUUCUUUUGUGGAGCGUGACUGGUGCAUAGGAAACAACCAUGGGCACGUCCCAAGCAAACAAAGAAAAUGAGAAAGGAACACCAGAGAAAAGCAAGUCAUCAUUCAGAGGAAAGAAUUGCCUGGCAAGGGUGACACUAUUGGAUGGCACUCUUCUUGAGUGCCAAGUGGAGAAGAAGGGCAACGGCCAGGAACUGUUCGACAAGGUGACGGGCCACCUGGAGCUGCUGGAGAGGGACUACUUCGGCCUGCUCUACACCGACCCGCACGACCCCAGAAACUGGCUCCAGCUCGACAAGAGCAUCAAGAAGCAGCUCAAGAAUGAACCAUGGGAGUUCCGGUUCGCCGUCAAGUUCUACCCACUGGACCCGGGUCAGCUGAAGGAGGACAUCACCCGCUAUCAGCUCUGCCUGCAGAUUCGCAACGAUAUCGUCACCGGAAAGCUGCCGUGCUCGUUCGUCACGCACGCGCUGCUCGGCUCGUACAUGGUGCAGUCGGAGCUGGGCGACUACGACGCGGCCGAGCACAAGGCCGACUACCUGGCCGACUUCAAGAUGGCGCCCAACCAGACGCCCGAGCUGGAGGAGAAGGUGGCCCAACUGCACAAGACGCUCCGGGGUCAGACGCCUGCCGAGGCGGAGAUGCACUACCUGGAGAAUGCCAAGAAGCUGGCCAUGUACGGGGUGGACCUGCACCAGGCCAAGGACUCUGAGGGCAUCGACAUCAUGCUGGGCAUCUGCGCCUCUGGCCUGCUCGUCUACCGGGACAAGCUGAGAAUAAACCGCUUUGCAUGGCCGAAGAUACUGAAGAUCUCCUACAAGCGAAACAACUUCUUCGUGAAGAUCCGCCCGGGCGAGUUCGAGCGCCACCUCACAACGAUCGGCUUCAAGCUCAUGAACCACAGGAAGGCCAAGAAGCUGUGGAAAACCUGCGUGGAAAAUCACACGUUCUUCAGACUGAUGUCGCCGGAGCCGCCGGAGCGGGACCACCAUCUGCCGCGGCUGGGCUCCAAGUUCCGGUAUUCGGGCCGCACCCAGUACCAGACGCGCAUGCAGACGGCCCAGUCGGACCGGCCGUCGCCGCAGUUCCGGCGCGCGCUCAGCGGCCGCGCCGUCUCCAGCCGCAGCAUGGACCCGCUGAGCGUCAGCGGCGGCGGCCGUGACGCGCGCCAGGCCGACCCCAAGCGGCACACCAUGACGGCGCCGCCCAAGGAAAUCCCCGGCCUGGACGAGCGGCCUCCGCCGCCGCAGCUCACCGACAAGCCCAAGGAGCGAGGCAGACCGGUGGGAGGCGUGGCCGUUCUGCCGCCCAUGGACCUCUCCAAGGCGCGUAAGCUGGACAGUACCGGUGAGCGGGGGCCGCACGUGAUGGCCACCACCGUCACCACGCGCACGGCUCAGAUGCACGAGGACAAGAACCAGCCGGACACCAGCUGGGGACAGGUGAAGGAGAAGACGUUCGCCGCCACCACCACCACCAGCGCCACGCACCAGGAGCAGACGGUUCUGACACAGGAGGUGCAGAAGACGCGCAAGCUGAUCGUGGGCGCCGACGGCGACGCGGCCGCCGCGCGGCCCGCGCUGACGGAGAGCACCUCGUCCGAUCCCAUCGUGCGGACCGAGGCGGUCAAGUACGCGCCGCAGGGCGUGGGCAGCACGGCGCGCGCCACCACCAACGUGCCGCUGGUGGCCACCGAGAGCAGGAAGGUGUCGGUCCAGGGCGAGAAUUACGAGGCGGAGGGUGAGAUCGUGAGCAGCCAGACGGUGACGAGCAAACAGCGCACCGUUGAGACCGUGACGUACAAGACGGAGAAGGACGGUGUGGUGGAGACGCGCGUCGAGCAGAAGAUCACCAUCCAGUCGGACGGCGACCCGAUCGACCACGACGCGGCGCUGAGGGAGGCCAUCCAGGAGGCGACCGACAUGAACCCCGACAUGACGGUCGAGAAGAUCGAGAUCCAGCAGCAGAGCACCAACCCGCCGUCGGCGUAGGCUCGUCCGACGUCGCCGCAGCGCCGAGCGCCCUCUCCGACGGCGGCGCGGCUGCGCGCCCGUCCGUCGGCCGGCCGUGACAUUCCCUGGGCGCGACGCGCCGCCCUUCCCCUCUCGCUUGCGCAGCUCCCCGUGUUCCCCGCGGCAAGUCCGCCGGCCUUUCCAGCUGUGGGCCCGCCGAUGACGACCGCGUAUGUGACGUCACGCCACGGCGGUGUGGCGUCACACCGCGGCGAUGUGACGUGGUGUGUGUGUGAGAGAGACGGCUGAGUGGCGUGGUGUGCAGAGCGCGCUGAUUGAUCCGCGCCGCGCAUGUGGACCGUGGACGGCAUGCCGCUUCGUCUUCGUUCGACCCGCGGCCCGGUCGGUUUCGUUGGCCUUAUACUGAAGCAAGCGCCGCCUUCGGUCAUGUUGUCGAGCGGCGCGCGGCGCAUGAGAUUGCGUCGCCGUUGGUUGUCGAAUGGUUUAAAUCAAUUUUGUAUUGGUUGAACAAAGCUGGCAGCUUGUUGUGUUGGAUAAAUAUUUUGUACGUUUCACGUUUCGUCGACUACGGAAUCACCGCGGCAGCGCCCGGCCCAAGACCGGCGUAUAUUGAGUGUGCUUUGUGCCGCAGCCGCCUGCCCGUACCCCAAACGUCUAGCUGCUCCAGAAUUGUGUAGACGCCAUGAAGAAGAGAUUGUUAUAUGACAGCUAGAGUAAUCAUCGUUUUCUUUUGGAAGCAUUGCCGUAGGGCACCCGUGUACCUAGUUGUAUCAUUUAUCAAUAAAUAUGGACUUAAGAUA
Pollicipes pollicipes is the source of this 3029-nucleotide messenger RNA. Its product is annotated as protein 4.1 homolog. Gene Ontology annotation, biological process: actomyosin structure organization. NCBI's taxonomy places the organism in Eukaryota, Metazoa, Arthropoda, Thecostraca, Pollicipedomorpha, Pollicipedidae. The record is from RefSeq and is a predicted model, not a curated record. Gene Ontology annotation, molecular function: actin binding; structural molecule activity. Gene Ontology annotation, cellular component: cytoskeleton; plasma membrane.